Molecule: messenger RNA, 1053 nt
Organism: Porites evermanni
Lineage: Eukaryota; Metazoa; Cnidaria; Anthozoa; Scleractinia; Poritidae
Source: the annotation of a GenBank genome assembly
AUGCAGGAAAUGGCGGAAACAAACUUCUCCUGUAAUUCUUCAAUGCUCGAUUCAAAUUCAACUUCAUUUUCUAUGCAAAAAGAAUGCUUGUUAUUCGACGUGAAUUUCCAUACAACACAGUUUCUUUACGUAACACACAUCUUAACUGCAGUUGUAAAUAGCUUGUUCUCUUUCACAGCCACUGCCGGUAAUGCCGUUGUUAUUCUCACAGUUUGGAGAUCUCCAUCGCUUCAUACGCCUUCUAAUACACUCAUCUGUUGUCUUGCUGUUAGCGAUUUAACGGUUGGCUUGUUGACGCAGCCUUGCUUUGUAGUGCACAAGAUCGGCGAGAUUUUGCACAACUUUCGAAUGUACUGCAUAACCAGGUUAGUGUCCGAGUCUCUUGGAAGCAUUACCGCAGGUGUUUCCGGACUCACGAUGGCGGCAGCCACCAUAGAAAGAUAUUUAGCGCUGUACUUCCACUUGCGGUACAAUGAAAUUGUAACUGUGAAGCGUGUUUUGAUUGUGGUAUCAAGCUUUUGGAUCUUCCUCGUCACCUUGGCUACGUUCCGACUAUUGCUUCUCCGCCCGGAACUUUACAACACUAUUUUAGUGACAACUAUUUCGCUGAGUUUGCUGUUGACAUAUCUGGUUAACGUAAAAAUCAUGAAGUGUGUCAGAAUGCAUGAACAACAAAUUCAGGCGGAGUGUACAAGCGCAAGACUGCAAACUGAAGAGAAAACUAGUCGUCUGAGGGAUAUGUUACGCUUCAAGAAGUCAACUGUCACAAUGAUAAUUGUUGUUGGUAUUUUUACUUUGUGCUUUUUACCGAUGCUUUGUGUUAAGCUAGCACACAGAUUAUGGGGAUACACGGUCAGAGUGAAAGCUGCGUAUCUAUUUGCAUCGACGAUUACAUUUUUGAACAGCUCAAUUAACCCUUUAGUUUAUUGUUGGAGGAUAAAAACUUUAAGGAAUGCCGUGAAAUCAGUUUUAAAACAACUAAAAUGCAAAAAAGAUAAAAUCAUUCCAAGUUUACAAAGAGGUGAAACUCAAACCUCACAACUGACAGUUUAG